Numida meleagris (helmeted guineafowl) is the source of this 8863-nucleotide messenger RNA. It is a transcript of the gene SAXO1, whose product is annotated as stabilizer of axonemal microtubules 1. Gene Ontology annotation, molecular function: microtubule binding. Gene Ontology annotation, cellular component: cytoskeleton; ciliary basal body; axonemal microtubule. The record is from RefSeq and is a predicted model, not a curated record. Lineage: Eukaryota; Metazoa; Chordata; Aves; Galliformes; Numididae. Gene Ontology annotation, biological process: microtubule anchoring. The transcript is spliced from 4 exons. The coding region runs from base 4779 to 6041 and encodes 420 amino acids.
GGGACAUUUAGAUGAUGUACUGAGGGACAUGGUUUAGUGGGAAAUGUGGACAGUUGGACUGGAUGAUCUUGGAGGUCUUUUCCAACCUCGGUGAUUCUGUAUAUAAUAGCAAAAAUAAAAUUGCCUUGCACCUUAGGAAUUUUUCACUGCUUGCUUGCAGGCAAGUGGAAUUGCUGAAGGCUAGUCUUACCAGUAAAGACCAAGGCUGAGACUGAGACUCAGAGGUCAUGCUCUCACUGUUCAAUACAGUUAGGUGUUCAGGGAGCGUGAAAAUCAAAGCUGUUCAUCUUGCCAAAAAACAAAAAGUGUUGGUGUAAGGCACAAUAGUCCUAAGUACCUGGGGUUUGAGCAGCUAUGCUGGUUUUCCAGCAGACUUUCUCCAGUAGAAGAAAAGUCUCUGGUUAUGCUGGUAGUCAUAUUUUCAAGUUACCUCUUAAGAUUUAGUCAAAGAAGAGUAUGUUUUCAGGAGAGUAAGUUUUACUCAACAUUGGUCUAUAAACAUUGUUUGUAUGUUUGUCCCCAAAUAGUGGGGAGUGCUGAUUGUCAGCAAAUCUGACUUUGUCAGCGGUUUACAGUUUAUCAUUUUGGCAAAAUUUUCUUCCUUUUUGGAGUAGAUAUGAGUGCAAAAUUAAUCUGUCAUUUCAAAAUUUCUAUUUACCGAAUGGCAAAGCAAAUGGAUCAAGAAGAAAAGAAUUUUUGUGGUGUUAGACAUUCUGAUGAUUUCUCAGUGUGGCAAUGUAGAAGCAUAACUUUCUGGAAAAUGGAAUAAAGGAUUAAAGCCUUAAGCUACUGAAGAAGGAAACUUUGAAGAUUGAUCAACAAGACUCAAACAAAAACAGCGUCAUUAAGUUGCUUAAUCAUAGAAUCAUAGAAUUAGCUAGGUUGGAAAAGACCUACAAGAUCACCUAGUCCAACCAUCCACCUACCACCAACAACCCCACUAAACCAUGUCUCCCAAUGCUAUAUCUAAACGUUUCUUGAACAUCUCCAGGGACGGUGACUCAACACCUCCCUGGGCAGCCUGUUCCAGCGCAGUUAUUAAAAAUAAAUUAAUGGGCCAUUGAACAACUGUACCUUCUAAUGAGAGAAGCUGGUCUUCCUCCUCUUAAUUCUCCAGUCAAACUGACUUAUUUUUUCUGUUAAAAAUAAGUUUGGUUUACAACAGCACAGAUAACUGCUCUUGGCAUGGUUUUGAAGAUAGGUACUAUAUAGAUGUUGGCUUUCUUAAGUCUGCAAGGAACUUGUGGUCUUCAAUCAAUUUUCCAUUUCCUUGCUAGAAUCCUUUCUUUACUUUUCAGGCUAUGGCAAAGCAUAUUCAUGAGUGCACCGGGAAGUCUGUAUUCCCUUAAGGAAAAGAAUGACUGUACUGCAUAUGAAUACUGUAUUUUUUGUGAGACUUGUAGCCAUCUGCAAAUUAUGCAUUUGCCUUUUUGUUACAUGGUUUGGCAGUGUAAUUUUCAGACCUGAGUUUUGUACCCCUAGCAAUAUUUGAUACUCAGCUGAACUGUGGAAAUAGUGUUUUAUGAGUAAUAUUUUCUGCAACCAUGUUGUUCUAAAUAUUUGAAAGAGUGGCUCUCUAAAUUAUAGCUUGAUGCAUGAAUCAAUCUCUUGUUUGUGAUCUAGUUAUGGCUGGAUUUAAAUGGUCUAAAGGUUUGCAAAUUGUUGGUGUCUUUCUGCUGGAUAUUCUAAGCCUUGAAGCUAAUGUCUUAGUGCCUUUUUAGAUAGAUGGGACAGCUAUCUUCCUUCUCUAUCAGUUUAGAUAUAAUGUGAUGAAGCAUUUGCUGCUCCUUAUUGCAUAUAUGGGAAGAAGUGGCUUGGGGAUGUGAAUUGUCAAUUUCCCCUUGGAGUCACUGCACAGUGGUUUCUCUUAUCCCAGGAUGUGUCUGUCAUACUGUAAGGAGCAUUUCUGAGCUGCAUACACUUGAUGUAAAGAACUGGCAAGAUUAAAGACUAAGUGGUUGGAGAAGUGAGUAGAGUGCACCUAUUUAUAUACUUGCAUAUCUGACUUGGUUAACAUAACCUUGUUUUGACUAGUAUUGAAUUCCGCCUCUCCUGAUCUUAGUUUUUUGUCUCUCCAACUUACAGAGAAUGUAAAUAGAUGUCUUUUGAAGUAUAUCUUGUUGUUGCUGGAUUGGUCUGUUUUUAAAAGUAGAAUAGCAUCCACUGCUUAUUGCUGAAGACACUUUGUUCCUCUGGACUGUUCAGAUUACUCUGGGUCUGGCGCAGUGUGUGAAAGGGGAUUUGUGAGAAGGAUCCUUAUUCAGUGAGAUCACUGUUUUGUGAUUCUAAACAGCUUGCUUCUCUCCAAGUAAUACUACUGCAUGAGUCAUGACCCAUCUGCUUACCAUAAGAUAAAAGCCUAAGAUAAUGGGAGCAAACAAGAACUGAUUGUUUUUGCCCAUUGUUUGUUAACAUUCUGAAUUUUUCACCAGAAGAUGGCAGCAGGUUAAUGUUACUCACAAAUAUUUCUGCUGCUUACUGUUGGGUAAGUAUGGAGAUAUUUUGCUAAAUAUUUGGAACCAAAUAUUUUACCAUAGGCCACAGCAUGAAAACCAACAUUUCAAAGCUCUGUGUGUCAAGCAGUUUUGUGGGUUUGUAGGUCUGGCUGCUCCUGGCCUGCCAGUCCUCUGCAAAUCUUGGCUUUUGUUCCUAAACCUCAGUGUUAACGGUUUCACUUGGUGGCCUUUCAAGAGCAUUUAUUUUGGAAGAAAAAUCAAAGGAGGUAGAGCUGAUGCUUAAAUUAGUUUGCAUUUAUUGUAUAUUGUCUUUUAGUUCAGGAAAAUGUUUCAUUCUAUUCCUAGAAUUAAUUUCCUUGGCAAUAAACUUCAGUUAAAUAUAGGUGACAUUUUCUGUGGCAAAAGGCAUCAGUUCCAGUUCUUUCUCCACUUUUCCUAUUGUAUGAUUCAGAAAGAAUUUUUGUUUUCAUUGAGAAGACUAAUUAUUGACUGAAAAAUAUGGAGUUCAGUAGCCCUGACAGAUGUUUUGUGGAAAAUAAGCUGUGAUAGCCAGAGAAACAAAGGUGUGGGUUUUUUUCCCCUUGUAGCAAUAAAUACAUUGUUAUUGUAGUAAAUAUUCAUAGAAUCGUAUAAUAGUUUGGGUUGGAAGGACCAUCUAACCCAAUCCUGCUGCUGUCAGCAGAGACAUCUCUCACUAGAUCACAGGGUAUCCAACCUGGCCUUGAACACAUCCCAGGGUGGGGCAUCCACAGCUUCUCCGAGCAAGCUUUUUUAGUGUCUCAUUGCCCUUUUAGUAAAUAACCUUUUCCUUUAAUCUAAAUCUCCCUUCUUUCAGUUUAAAACCAUUGCUGCUUGCCCUAUCAGUACACGUCCUUGUAAAAUGUCUCUCUCUUGUUUUCUUGUGAGCCCCCUUACUGUGUUGAAAGGGUGCAAAAAGGUUUCUCCAGAGCUUUCUCUUCUUCAGCCUGAAUGACCUCAGAUCCUCUGCAGUGCUGCUUUCAAUCCAUUCAUCACCCAGCUGGUACUGAUUGGGAUUACCCCGACCCAGGUGCAGCACUUUGUACUUGGCAUUGUUGAACAUCAUAAGGUUCAGGUGGGUCCACUCCUCAAGCCUGUCCGGACAUGAAUGGCAUCCUUUUCUUCUAUCCCUUCAAAUGCAAUACUCAGCUUGGUGGUCAUCCGCAAAUUUGCGGAGGAUGCACUUUGAUUCCCGCUGUCUAGGUUGUUGAUAAAGAUGUUAAACAGCACUGGUCUCAAGGUGGAUCCUGAAGGGAUGUUGCUCAUCACUGGUCUCCAGCUGGACGUUGAGCCAUUCACCAGGAAUCUUGUGAUAUGGCCAUCCAGCCAAUUCCUUAUCUACUGACUAGUCCAACCUUCAAACCCAUCUCUCUCCAAUUUAGAGACACAGAUUUUCUGUGGGACCAUGUCAAAACCUUACGGAAGUUGAGGUAGGUGACAUCAAUUCCUUUUCUCUUGUCCUCUGAUGUAGUCAAUCCAUCAUAAAAGUCCACAGCAUUCCAACACCUCUUCCGCUGUUUCUGCUCCCAGCAUGUUUCUCGUAUCUCUGAUGCAUCUAAGAGCAUCUGCUUUCAGCUUGUAUCUUCUUUCCCUCCAUAUGCUUGCCUGCUUAUGAUGGGAAAUCCGAAGAACCAUGUUUUCAACUCCAAUGAACAUGGCAUAGUAUUUGCCGAACUUUCCAGCUUGUCCCCUUCUGGUCUCUUACACCAAAUGUGUUACAAAAAGUAUGAGGUAAGUGACAACUGCUCUGUUCAGUUAACUAGUGCCAUUAGAUGUAGUCAGGAUAGUUAUGAAUAGUGCUUCUGGGUGGACUUCAUUUUCCUUGUGACAGUUGUAAAACUAUUGUCUGUGAGAUGACUUGUGAUGGUCUAGGGUUUCCAGCAGCACGUGUGAGCUUGUUGCUGGUUGGAGUACUACCGUUUUGUGAGAAGGCAGCUUGCGUACUUUCCUUCAUGGCAUUCUCUAAUUGCCUAGGAGCACUUUCAGAAAUACAGGGUCUCUUGAAGCCCAUUAUGGGAAUAUGGGUCAGGCAGAUCUAAAGAGCACAGCCUUCCACUUUUCAAACAUAGGAACACAACAAUCCAGACUUCCAUUUUUAUUAAUAGCUACUCAUUUUUGAAGAGAAAAGUGACUUGGAUUUGAUGUGGACAACCUGAUAUUUUACUUUAAUCUCAAAUAGAACUUGUUCUGUGUUUACAGCUGCCAGCACCCCACUCCAGCUCUUUCAGCAGAUGUCACCGUUGUCCACAUCUGCUCACCAAGCCCUAUGAGAAGAGUGAUAAGCCAUGUGCACUGUCAGAGUACAUGGAGAAAUACCCUCUUUAUCCUAGCACUCUUCCCAGAGACUCAUUCAAACCAAAAGCAGAGUACAAGAUGGCAAAGACACCCAUGGAAGGCACCUCAAUGACAAGGAGAGAUUAUGUGGCUUAUGAAGUGUUGCCACAGAAACUUAAAGAACCUGAAAAGCAUGUCAAGAGUGAUGAGAGUAUGGAUUUGACCUCUGUUUAUAGACAAGACUAUAACUCCUAUCCUAUCUGUCAAGUACCUCCUUGCCUCCCCCAUGAGAUAAGAGAAAUCUCCAGUGCCAAGAUGAACACAAAAUCCACUUAUAAAGAUGACUAUAUGCUGUGGAAAGAGCCAAAGACAGAGAUGAUCAGGCCAGACAAUUGCUAUCACCCAUCAGAAGCAAAAUUUGACCACAGAACUGUUGUCCAAGAUGACUAUUUCUUCAGGGGACCAGUUGCCACUCAAAGCUUCAAACCUCUGAAUUUGCAUCAGAAGAGCAAGGCUCCCUUUGAGAAUAUGACAAAUUAUAGAGUGAAUUAUGUGCUACGUCCUCUGGAGAAACGUUACGUCCAUCAGUAUGAGAAAUACAAGCCCAGUGAUGUUCCAUUUAAUGGCCUCACUACUAACAAAAUUUCUUACAAGGGGCUGGCUGGUAAGCCGGCCAAAUUGGCAAAACCAUACCAGACAAAGUUAAUCCAUGAUAUUCCAUUUUCCUCUUCAACUGAGUUUCAAGAAAAAUACCAACUCUGGCCACAGCCUCCUGUAUUUACCAAAAAACCUGUUGAAUAUGUUCCUCCAUUGGAGAAAAUGGACCUUCAUACCACUACUCAGUUACACUACAGGAAUGUAAAUGGCAAGCCAGCUAAGAUGUGUAUACCAUUGGCCCAGCAUAAGAAAAAUACAGAGCCAUUUAACAACUCUUCUACAAUGAAAGAAGACUAUAAGCCCUGGACGUGCAAGAGAGUAAAGCCUAUCACUCAUGCUCCUGAGCUGACUUUCCCAGCCGAACCAAUGGAUUGCUUGACUACCUUUCGGACCCAUUAUCUGCCUCAACCUCUCAUGCUUACGAAGAGCUAUAAACCUCCCUGGCCAGGCCCUCAGCCUCACAUUCCACUAGGUGCAAAAACCAUCUAUGCUACCAGCUACACACCAAAGGAUGUUGUUAAAUGUUUGGCCUCUUAUAAAAACCCGCCUGGAUACAACUUUGAGGGGACCAAUGCUGAUGGUCACAAGUUCUAUGUUCCUGCUUCUGAAGAAGAAUGUCUACAAGGUUGCCACUGAAGGAAGGGGAGAGUGGAAGUAGUUUUCUGGGGAAUGGAUUCAAAGAGCAGGGCUUCUCUGAAGCAGCUACAAACAACAUUUUGAUUUUUUUUUUUGCAACCUUCUUUAAAACCAGAUUUUGUAUUUGGAAAAAUUUAAAAAUAAACAUAGUACAUAAACAUAAACAUUGGCUUUUUUGAAUCAGUUGUAUAAAUAAAAGUUUAAAACCGAAGGACAGGACAAACUGAUUCUUGUUUCUCUCUGUAUAUUUUUCCUUUUUCCCAGCUACUGCUUUUUAUUUGGAAGAGAUAAUCUGCUUGUGAGAUAGCAAGAGAGAUAACUUACAAUGGUUUAAUUAAUCAUUAGAAUAAGAAUAGUUCGGGCACUUCCAUUGUGACAGUGGUAUAACAGCCUCUUCAGGUGAAUUACAUGCUAUGAAAUCACAGCUAAAAAUAACAGCUGGACAACAAAGUCUGAGAGAUGACCUUGUCCGUCACUUCCAUCAAAGACACAUAUAUACACCAUGCACAGUUACCAAGUAAAGAUUUUUGAAAAUUUACAUUUGCCACUCUAGGAAGCAGCAGGGAAAACCUUCAAUUUGUCCCAGAUUUGUAAUUAGGUGGGGUAAUGCAGCCAAUAGCCCAGCUGGAGGGCCUCUACACCAUGCAUGAAGCAUGGGAAAUAAUGAGCUCUUGGAAACCAUGGUGCGACUAGAAAACCAUGACCUAAUCAUUAUCAGAGAAAUGUGGUGGGACGAGUCACACAACUGGAAUACUAUGAUUGUGAGCCACAAGCUUUUUAGAGGAGAUAGACAAUGCAGGAGGGUUGGGAGACUCGCCCUCUGUGUGAAUAAAUGUUGAUAAAUGGCAGACUGUGGAGAGAGGCCUCUGAGAAACAGCCAUAAAUAUGUUGAGGUCUUGUAGGUGAAAAUUACAGAUGGUACCAAUAAAGCACAUCUGGUGGGGGUCUACUACAGGCUGCCUCAAGGGGAGCCUUGAUGAGAUCUUCUAGCUUCAGAUGCAAGAGGCAUUGUGCUUGUAGGCUCUCAACCUGAUGGGGGAUUUCAGUCACCUGGAUGUUUGCUGGAAAGCUAAGGUGUAAGAAAUGCACAGGUAGUGAAAGCAGGGACACGUGGCCUGGGAAGAAUACAGGGAUGCUGUCUGGAUGUGAGAGGGGAUCAGGAAAGGCAAGGCACAGAUGGAACUGAACUUGCUAAGGGAUGUGAAAAAUAACAAGAAGGGGUUCUACAGCUACAAUGGUCAGAAUAGACAGGCAAAGGAGAGUUUACCCCCUCUGAUAAAUGAGAAGGGAGAAGUCACUUCAACAGAUAUGAGGAAAGCAGAGGUACUCAGCAAGUUCUUUACCUCAGUCUUCACUGUCAGUCAGGCUUCUUUUCCACGCCUCUCACAUCUCUGAACCUCUAGGUGGUGGUUGGGAGAGCAAAAUCCAUCCCACUGGAGGAGCAGAGCAAGUCAGAGACUGCCUCAUGAGGUUGAACGUGUACAACUCUAUGAGGCCAGAUGACAUGCAAUCCAGGAUCCUGAAGGAGCUGUCUGAUAUGGUUGCUGAACUGAUUUCCAUCAAAUUUGAAAAGUCAUGGCUGUCAAGUGAAGUCUUUGGUGACUGAAGAAGAGAAGCAUCAUUGCCAUUUUUAAGAAGGCUAAAACAGAAGACCUGGGAAACUACAGGCUGAUGGGCCUCAUGUCUGUGUCUGGGAAGAUCAUGAAACAGAUCCUUGCAGAAGGUAUGCUACGUCACACGUGAGAUGAGGAGGUGAUCUGAAACAGCCAGCAUGGCUUCUCCAAGGACAGAUCAUGCCUGACCAACCUGGUAGUCCUCUGUGAUGGAGUGACAGCAUUAGUGGACAAGGGAAGAGCUACUAAUGUUGUCUACCUAGAGUUCUACAAAGCCCUUGAUAUGGUUCCAUACCACAUCUUUAUAUCUAAAUUGGAGAGAUGAAGAUCUGAAUGCUGAACAAGUCAGUGGACAAUUAAUUGGUUGGAUAGUCCCAUCCAGAGGGUUGUGGUCAGUGGCUCUAUGUCCAGGUAGAGUGUGGUCAUGAGUGGUAUCCCUCAGGGGUCUGUCUUGGAACUGGCACACUUCAGUAUCUUUAUCAGUAACCUGGAUAGUGGGACUGAGUGCACCUUCAGGAAGUUUUCUGAUGACACUAAGCUGAGUGGUGCAGUUGAUACAGUAGGAGGAAGGGAUGCCAUCCAAAGGGGCCUGGAAAAGCUGGAGAAGUCAUCAACUGAAUGAGGUUCAAUAAGUCCAAGUGCAGGGUACUGCAGCUGGGUCAGAGCAAUCCCAUAUAUAAGUACAGACUGGGAGAACUGGUUGAGAGCGGCUGUGUGGAAAAGGAUUUGGAAGGUCCGGUGGAUGAAAAGCUGAACAUGAGCCAGCAGUGUGCUCUUGCAGCCCUGAAGGCCAACAGUAUCCUGGAAUGCAUCAAAAGAGGGGUGGACAGCAGGAUGAGGGAGGUGACUGUGCCCCUCUGCUCUGCCCUUGUGUGGUCCCCCCUGGAGUACUGCAUCCAGGUGUGUGGUUACCUAACACAAGAACGAUGUGAAGCUGUUGAAAUGGGUUCAGAGGAUGCCAAACAGAUGAUUGGAGAACUGGAGCACCUCUUCUGUGAAGAAAGGCUGAGGGAGAUGGUUUUCUUCGGUCUGGAGAAGGCUGUGGGGAGAUGCUCUUCCAUUACUUGUAGGGAAAUUAUAAACUGGAGAGAGACAAGCUUUCUACAUGGUCUAAUAGUAAUAAAGUAAGGUGGAGAGGGGAGAAAAUUCUUUACUCAGAGGGUGUUGAGGCACUGGCACAGGCUGCCCAGAGAAGCUGUGGAUGUCCCA